UCGAGCGAUAUACGGAAGUAAUGAAAAAUAACUAAAAUUAGAUAAAGAAGUAAUAGAAAAUCGUCAUUCUCCUGUGACAUUCAAUGUCCAUUGUCAAUUUCCAACCGAUUUUAAAGAAGCUCAAGAAAAAUAUCAGACAUGUUUAAUGGGUGUCAAAUUGUGCUGGACCUGACCACUGCUGUCAAGUUCAAAGAGAAGACAAAACUGAGAAAGGACAUCACUUCCAAUGGAGGAAUUGUUUCCUUCAUUGUCACUAAGAAGAGUACUCAUGUGGUAUGCAAUGACUCAGGCAAGGCUACAGACUCGUACAAGUGUCGUAUGGGUGUGAAGUAUGGGAUCCCUGUUGUGUCCCCCCAGUGGGUGCAUGCAUGUCUAGAGGCAGGCAAGCUACAGAACACUGACAACUUUCUCAUGUUAGGCGAGUCAAAGGCUGAUGGCCUUAAAGAAGGAAAGAUAUCAGCUACAAGAUAUCAGAAGAAGGAGAAGAAGAAGGAGUUUAAGUCAGUUGUCAACGUUCACGGGAUCAAGGCCUGGAGGGUUGAGGAUAAGAACACGCCCUCGUAUACAGAUGACUAUCAAGUGGCCAAGUUUGCCAUGUUCAAAGGAGAGAAGACAGUUAAGAGUAAGAUGCAGGCAACGUUUGCUGUCCUGGAGGUUCAUGUUGAUGAGGGUUUCCUGGCAGGUAACUCUACACACGAGUACAAGUACAGAGUAUUCUCCCAUAGCGGCCUGGUGCACACAGUCGAGAGAGGAGGUACAGGAGAGAUGGAGGCCCGGUAUUGUGGCAGUGUGGAGCAGGCCCUGGCAGUGUACAGUCACCUUUACGAGGAACAAGAGCGGGGCCUCAUGGUACACACAUACCAACCACCCACAAGCAACGCUGGAUCCAUGAAGUUCAGACAUAUGAUGGGAGAACUGGGGCUGGAAGGUGGAGAGAUGUCAGAGAAGGUGGGGCAGCUGGUGGAACAUGUUUGGCUCGAGGCACUUGGCAAAUUGCAAGAUAUCCUCCUUACUGACAUUGAAAACAUCAAACUUGAACAGGUAGAGAAAGCAGAAGCUGUGUUGAAGCAGGUACGGUCAGCCUUGGAUACGGGGGAUCAGGAGAAGGCGGUGAAACUGGCCCAGACAUUCUACAGCACCAUCCCCAUUUUUAAUGGCUUCAGCAAGGAUGAGUGUAACAAGGCUUGGCUCUCCAAGCAACAAGAUCUUUGCCAGCUGAUCAAGGACAUGUUGUCAGUGAGUGAGGCGACAGACUGGUCAACCCAGUCAAGCACACAGUCUAAGUACCGUGCACUCAGGUGCCAGGUUACUAGUCUACCAGAGGAUGGGACAGAGUAUGAAACUGUCAGGGAAAACUUCUAUGAUUCAAUGAUUGGUUUCAGUGCAAGCGACGUCGAGAUCCAGGCGAUAUAUACAGUAAACAGACCAGUUGAGACCGCAAAUUUUGCAAACAGCCUGAGUAACCCUCAAUUACUGUACCACGCUACCAAGGCCAACAAUAUGGUUGGGAUUUUGUCCAGAGGUCUGAUGAUGCCACGUGUAGUAGUUGAUGACCACGGAGGUAAAAGGUCAGAUCCAGGCAUGCUCGGGUCAGGCAUCUAUUUCGCCAGUGCUGCAAGCACAAGCGUCAAGUACUCCUCUCCUAGCAACAGCAAGGGUACUCGGUUCAUGUUAGUGAAUGAGGUCGCCCUGGGCAACUGUAAGGAAAUGUACAACCGUGACCUGACCUUGACCCAACCCCCAGAAGGCUAUGACAGCAUACAUGGUGUGAUGAAGUCAUGUGAUGUUCAGUCAGAGUUUCAGGAUGAUGAGUUUGUGGUAUACAGUGUUCGCCAGCAGAGGAUUCGCUACCUAGUUGAGUUUACGACAACCAAGGACACUGUCUACCCAUUUAAACUACCGGUCAGUCUGACUGAACAAGCCAUGGACCAGGAUGACCAGCCUGGACAGAUCAGUCUAUCUGAUGUGAAGGACAUUAUAGACCCUAUGUCCAAGGUCAAGGCUGGGCUCGUCUCCAUAGAUGAUGCCCCUGUGAACUUGAAGGCUGUCCAUAUCAGGGCAAACCUGAUGGACCUAGCAUCGGAGGUGGUGGUUCUGCAGCAGUAUGAGAACACCAGUAAGGUCCAGGUGGAGGCAAAGUAUGUGUUCCCGCUGGGAGAAAUGGCUGCCGUGUGUGGCUUUGAGGCAUUCAUCAAUGGCAAACACAUCAUAGGAGAGGUGAAGGAGAAGGAGACAGCCCACAGGGAAUACAAGAAGGCUGUCAGUGAGGGACAUGGGGCAUACCUUAUGGACCAGGAUGAGGAAACACCGGAUGUGUUUACAGUGAGUGUUGGUAAUUUGCCGGCAGGAGCAACUGUGCUUAUUAAGAUCACCUAUGUCGCCGAGCUGCAGGUUGAGGGCGAGCUCAUCAGCUUCCGCCUCCCGGGCUCCGUCGCCCCCUGGAAGAAAGACUCCCUCAAGGAAGUAACUCAGGAGCAGACUGGUACUUUUGAAGUACUGCAGGGUGAGACAAGUGUACAGAUAUCCGUGGAUAUGCCAUUUGACAUCCGGUCAUUAGAGUGCCCCUCACACAAUGUCAAAAUGAAGCGUACGUUGACUAAGGCGACGGUGGAGAUGUUACCUGAGCAGUCUAUAGCAGACGGGUUUCAGCUGCUUAUUGGGCUGGCAGAGAUACAUGUGCCCAGAAUGUGGGUAGAGAGAAAGACAGGAGACACAAACCAUCAGGCAUGCAUGCUGACAUUCUACCCACAGUUUGAGGCUUGUGAGUCUGAGACCUCUUGUGUUACUUUUCUACUUGACCUGUCCAACUCCAUGAAGGGUGACACACUGAGUAAUGCCAAGAAAGUUCUCCUCCUAUCCCUCCAGCUUUUGCCUGCAGCCUGGACAUUCAACAUUGUUGUGUUCGGAACUGCAUUUAAAGAGCUGUACCCUGUGUGUAUGCCUAAGACCACAGCACGUGUGAAACAGGCUUCAAACUUUAUCAUGGGCUUGACAGCAACCCUUGGCAACACGGAAGUUAUCCGACCCAUGCACACAUUCUACCUGCUGAAGCCUGAGUCAUCCAUGCAGAACGUCUUCCUCAUCUCUGAUGGACACGUGAACAACACGGACGUAAUAUUGGAGGCAGCCAGGCGGAAUGCAGAACAUACAAGGAUUUUUACCAUGGGUGUCAGCUCGACAGCAGACACCCACAUGUUGAGAUCCCUGGCCAGGGUUGGAGCAGGGGCCUAUGAGUUCUUCGAUCCCAAAGUCAAGUCCAAGUGGGAGGGAAAGGUGAAAAGCCAGCUAGGGAGGGCAUCCCAGCCAGGGCUGACGUCUGUGCAUGUGAACUGGGAGCAAUAUGGGGCUGAUGUCCCGUCCCCUGUGCAGGCCCCUCGACAGAUCACAGCAGUCUUCAGUGGAUCCAGACAAGUCAUAUAUGGAUAUGUCCAGAACUGUACGAUGGCAACAUUACGAGCCCAGAUAGCAGGUGAUGAGGUCUCCACCAUGGUCUCCACCUCUGACCUCAGCAUUACAGAAGGCAAGCUCCUGCACCGUUUAACAGCAAGGGCAGUAAUUCGGGACUGGGAGGAUGGAAUGCUCUCCCCUGACAGGACAGACCAUGAGAUCAUGAAGAUGAACACAAAGGACUUUAUAAUUGAGCUGAGCAAGGAGUAUUCAAUUGUGACACAGUUUACCAGCUUUGUUGCCAUAGAGAAGAGAGACAAGGAUGAGGAGAAGAGGUCAGUGGAUGCGCCGGCGAUGUCAGAGCUCGUGGAGAGGGAGGAUGUGGACAAACUGCAGUACAUGGGAUAUGAGGAGGAGAUGAAGCCUGAUCUGGACUAUGAUAAGGAGAUUGCUGCUGUGCUGACCAACGUGAGACUUAACUUCAUGUCACAGCAGAAACAGGUUGAGUUUCUCAAACAUGGGUUCCAACUUCUUGAAGAUGGUUCGUUCAGGGAUAAUGAUUACGAGGCAUGGCUACAGAAGAAUAAAGAGCUUGAGGAGGUUUAUGAUGAUUGGGACUUAGAUGAAGACUUCAACUUUGAAUCGACUUUCAUGAGAAAAAGAAUGAGUCAGCCAAAGAAGCAGCCACUGAUAAAUGUGAAUGUUAGAACUUUAACUGGGAAAACAGUGAGUGUUGAUGCCUCCCCUCACUCUUCUGUGGAGGAGUUAAAGGCGUUGAUCCAGGAUCGCGAGGGGAUUCCUCCUGAUCAACAGCGACUCAUAUACGCAGGCCGACAGCUAGAGAAUGGACAGACCCUUGAGGACUUCAAUAUACAGAAGGAGGCAACAUUUCACCUUGUACUGAGUCUACGUGGAGGACCUGAUAAUGCUCGAGGCACUGAUUUAUGCAGCAUAUCUGACAACACUUUUCGUAAGCAGAGAAGUGAAGUGAACCAAGAGAGGGGUCUUUUUUCAUCGCGGAAAAAGGCAAAGAGGAAGAAGAAAAGUGUUGGAACAGCGCUGUCCAUGGAAGAACAUUAUUCAACAUUGGAUUAUUCAAGAUGUGGUUAUGCAUCCUUGGCUGAGCUAAGAAAUGAUUCAAUGGAACAAAAGAUGGAUCCAGAUGAACAAGAAACCUGGUCAGCGUGCGAGAAACUACAGGAGGAAGUCUAUGAAGAACUGUCUCCUGAAAGGUGUUUUGCUGAGCCGAUUCGAUAUGAUGAACAAGAAAGGAUGUUAGUGGCUUCAGAUGAAGAUUUGGAUGAAGAUUUGGAUGAAUGUAUGUAUGAGGAGGUCUAUGAUGAUGUCAGAUACAUGGCAGCAAGCCCCAACUACUCGCCCACAAAUCCUGCCUACUCACUGACAAGUCCUGCCUACUCACUGACAAGUCCUGCCUACUCACUGACAAGUCCUGCCUACUCACCAGCAACUCCUGCCUACCAACAAAAGCCAAAGGAAUCUACUAAAACGUGCGAUAUGGACUUUGAUGCUCUUGUCAUGGAUAUUGGAUCUGGGAUGUCCAAGGCCGGUUUCGCUGGGGACGCAGCUCCGACAGCCAUUUUCCCUUCCGUUGUUGGUCGACCUAGGAGUCGGGAAUCUACUAUAACGUGCGAUAUGGACUUUGAUGCUCUUGUCAUGGAUAUUGGAUCUGGGAUGUCCAAGGCCGGUUUCGCUGGGGACGCAGCUCCGACAGCCAUUUUCCCUUCCGUUGUUGGUCGACCUAGGAGUCGGGGAUUUCAGGUUGCCAAUUUAGCACCCGAACAUACACAGCAGAACCUUGAUGUAGCCAAUAAUUUAAUGACAAUGCCCAUGGAGACUCUGGAACAGAGAGUUGAACCUAUUGAUUCACCGAUUGAUUCACCGGUGGAAGAAUCAGAUGAUGAUCAGCCUGCAUCUAGACAAUUGUUCCAUAUGGCAGUUAGAGGUGGAAGAACUAGGCAGACUGCCCGCAAGUCCACGGGAGGAAAAGCUCCUAGAGGUCCGUCUCCAGAAUUGAUCGCCAAAGUUCUGGAACCUGAUCAAUCCGUGGAAUAUGAAGCAUGUGAACUCCAACCUAAGAGGUCCAGAUCCAGGGAGCGGGACAUAUAUAUGAAAGACUACAGGCCUGAUGUAUCAGAAUAUGUAGUACAACGGAAAAUGAGAUUUGAUCCAUCCUCUUCCCCUGAAUCCUCUAAGCUUGGUAGAGAUGUAAAAAUGUCAGAGGACACUAACCUCGCAGUGUUAGAGUCACAUGAUAAUGAUAAGGAGGAAAUGAGGAUUGUAGGAGGUGGAGCCUCUUCCCUCUUGAUGGAUGAGGGAGAAGAAGAGGAGGAGAAUGAGGAGGACGAGGAUAUGGGGUUUGGCCUGUUUGAUGAUGAUGCAGAAGAUGCUUUAGAUACAACCAAAUCUAAAAUGAAUUUUGGAGAAAAACAGACUGCCAUCACAGCUUCUUUUGCACACAAAAUUGAUGCUCAGGAUGAAAGCAAGCAAGGACCUCCAGCAGUUUCAUGGAGAAAAGUUGGUGAACCAAGAUAUCACUCAACAACAGCAGUAUUGGGGAAGAAUUCUGCAUUUGAAUUUGGGCUUCAACAAACGCUCAUGGAAAGAACAAGUUACAAACCACAGGCUUUUGGAGAAAUUUGUUCAGCACCACCACCGCCACCUUUCCCUCAACAGGGAGGCUACUUUAGGCCCUACAGUCAACAAUCUAGUAACCUUGCUUCCAAUGGGCGUCAUGCAACACUACAGUUCACGCAAAAUGCAGAGCUUCCACCUCCAGGAGCACCGCCUCCUCCAGGUGCGCCUCUGGCUCCACAUUUCCGUGCUAAGGUGCUUGCACCACCUCCACCUCCAGGUGCACCACCUUCUCCUCCAGUUGAGCCUCUGGCUCCACCUAUCCAUGCUAGGCCCCCUGCACCACCUCUACCUCCAGGUGCACCGCCUUCUUCUCCAGGUGUGUUUCUGGCUCAACCUCUCUCUGUGAAGGCCCCCGCACCACCUCCACCUCGACGUGCACUAUCCAAAAGUCUGGCUCCACCUCUCCCUGCCAGGGCAGCUGCACCACCUCCCACUCGAGGUGCCCCUUCCCCAACUCUAGGUGCAUCUCUGCGCCAAGCUCUCUCAACUGGGACCCCGGCACCACCUCCUACUGGACCUGCUGGCUUGAAAGCUCCACCUCUACAAAAAUUUGCUUCCUGUUCUGUAGUCUCUUACGAACCAAAGGCUGCAGUCAUGGGUGGGGGAGCUGGAGUAAUACCAUUGUCAUCGAAGGCUAUACCGAGAGAUAGGGAGAAAGUUGAAUCCCAAACGAGGAAAUAUAAACCCAAUGAGAGGAUGGCACUUGCACAUAAACUGACAAGUACAGCAGAUUCAAGAGAGAAAUCGGCUCAGCUGCUGUUGUUGGAUGUAACGCCGUUGUCCCUGGGGGUUGAGGUGAUGGGCGGGGUCAUGCGUGUCAUUAUACCAAGAAAUAGCACCAUCCCGACUAAGAAGAAUUUGAUGUUCUACCCUCCUAAUGACAGCAAUGGGGAAGUUGUAGUGAAUGUUUAUGAAGGAGAGCGCCCACAUGUUGUGGACAACCACCAUCUCGGCGUUGUAAAGCUUGCUGUUUCCACACCAAGAACGUCUGCACCAACUAUAAAUGUUACGUUUGACAUAGAUGCAAAUGGAAUUUUGCGUGUUACAGUUAUGGAUACAGUUUUGAACACCGUUAACAGUAUCCAAAUAGCAAAUGAACAAGGUCGACUGAGUCGAGAAGAGAUUGAGAGGCAGGUGGGUGGAUCGGAACAGUCAAAAGAACUUGAUGAUACAGUUUGGAAAGCAAACAAGACAAACAUGACCUUACCAUCACCAUAUAAAGGAGAAGAGGUUCACCUCGAGGAAUAUGGAAUAGGAGUGUCUUUUAGUACAUGUGUCUCGGGAAAGUCAUCCUUGACUCUUGCAAAUAUCACACGAUUGUUGCAAUUACAAAACAAGGAAGGAUAUUGGACUUUCACUCCAGAACUUGAGAAAAUAAUUGGAAUUAACUUCUCUGUUUGUGAAAGGGUAUUGAAAAAUGCAGGACUUUCCUCACUUGGUUCCAAAGUCGGUGAGGAGAUAAAGAGUCUGUUGUUGACGGUUAUGGUCGGGCUGUGUGUACUCCAACUUCUCAUCCCAGAGUUCUUUCCCAGCUCUUUCUCCAGGGAACUCCAACAAGCCUUACACGAGAAGUUGAAAACACGCCUCAGUGAGCUCGUCCACACAAAUCAGAUCACCAAUGAGCAAGCUGGUGAGCUAGCACAAAGCCUGGAGCACUCUUUGGCGUAUGGUAAUGAAGUCUACGAGAAAUAUCCAAUGGUUUGUUCCAUUUUGGAGCUUGGAACCUCAUGGGGAGCUAUUGGGGGGAAAUUUCUUGGAUUGUAUAAGGAGGACAUGCCAAAAAGCAUUACACAAUCAACCAUAAAGGAACAAACAACGUCAAGACAUGAAACAUUUGUUUAAAGUGGAUGGCAAUAUCACACUGGUGGUGGUUGUUGUUCACUACAUAUGCCUUGAUGUGUAUAAAUGUUCACAGAAAACACUCCUUGGAUGCAAAUGAUUUUGAUUUCAGAUAUCAUUUCUUUGUAAAAAGAGGGAAUAAUAUAGACUAGUUUGUUAUGAAUAAUUGUAUAGUGUACCACUUUGUCUACAACAACAUGAACAUGCAUAUUUAUUGCUGAUCACAUCAUAUCAUUAGAAUCUGCAGAAAGAGUUUUUCCAUAUCAACCUGUUCGUGCAAUUGUUAAUAUGGCAAAUGAAUGUGAUAUACAUGAAUUUUUUUUAGUGUUUGUAUGUUAAGUUUUACACUCUGAAAUACUGUAUACUUUUUUAUGUGCAAUUUCCGGUAAAUGUGAUACUUUUGUCUGUUUAUGAUUGUUAUCUGUGUGUAUACCUUGGUUUUGUAGCUUAACACAAACCAUUUAUUGAAUGUUUGUUGACACAUCCUGUUUAUUGUAUUUUUAUAUAAAUGCAGUGUAAUUGUUUUGCAUACAAUUCCAGGGGAUUUGUUAAAAAAAGCUGAAAAUUCAGCGGUAUUUUUUAUCAGGUCUAAGUAGGCGAAAUAUCAAAAUAAUUUUAGAUGCAAGUGUGAAAAAAUGUAUUCACAUAUAUAUUUAUUACUAUGAUUUUUUUUACCUUUUUGAUCAUACAAAAGUAUUUUAUAAAUCAUCAUAUUUUUAUGAUACACUGUCAUAUCACAUGCAGAACAAAAUAUGUCACAGGAAAAAUAUGUUUUCCUCCAAAGUAUAUUAGAAAAAUUCUGCUUAUUAUCAGCAAUGAUGACUUCCAGACAAAAAGAGAAUGGAAUAAAUAUUAUUUAUUUCUUCCAUUUCCCAAAUAGUAAUAUUUGUUUGCAUUUGAUCAUUAUAACAAAUAACUUUCUUGUAAAAGUCAUUCGUCAUUUGAAAAAUAUAUAUUUAUUGUUAUUCAUGAAGUUUUCUCCCUUGUGAAAUUGUUUUUUUACAUUCAGUUCUCUCACAUACUGUGGUUUCAAUUAGUCAUUAUUGCCUUUAGUAAAAUUUCUCUAAAAAGAAAUACUACUACAUCAAUGAAUUGAUUUCUUUAUUAUAUUAACGUGAACAUUACUACACAUGUCAUCUACGUAUCUAAAGACUGUUUUGAGUUAUUCUAAUAUAUACGUAUUAGUAUAAUUACAUUUGACAUGUCACGUCAUAAAUGAAAAGCGUGGAAAAAGAAUACAAUAUAUUGUGUUAUUUCAUGUAUUUCAGUGGUAUUAAUAGUCAUGUUUGUGUUUAUGGAUGUUUCUGAAUAGAAAAGAGGAUAUCACAUACUAAGUGGUCAUUAAACUGAAAAUGAUUUAAUUUGUUUAUGAAAUGGAUAAAAACUUGCCAAGUCUUGUUUUUAGAAAACUUGUUUAAUACAUUCUGUAUGAAAUGACCACUCAUGUUAUAAUUAUCUUCUAUUAUAAUUAUGGUACAACUCACAUUUAUUGCUCCUGAAUGAAUGUUUUUUCAGGUGUUUUUUUAUAUAACAUUUACCGUUCUUUUUUGUACUGGAUAAUAUCUUUGAUAUUUUUUUAGAUUUACGUGUGAUUUACAUUGGUUGCAGUAUCAUCGAGAGGUUGUGGUUUUCUAUUCAUCAUUAUGUAAAUACACUCUGACCAAAACUAAUACGUUUGGCGAUUAAUACAGUUAAAAAGAAUGAUUAGGCAGUGAAGAAAAACUCGAAAACUCAUUAUUACCGCCAGAUAUCUAGUGGCUAUAUACACAUGUAGGAGUGGCCAUAUACACUUAUCGGAGUGGCUAUAUACGUAAGUAGGAGCGGCUAUAUACAUACUUUUUUAAGUUGGGAUGGCUAAUAUGUAUAAGCAGCUAUAUACACAUGUAGGAGUUGCCAUAUACACUUAUCGGAGUGGCUAUAUACGUAAGUAUGAGUGGCUAUAUACUAGUACAUACUUUUUAGCUCACCUAUCACUUUGUGACAAGGUGAGCUUUUGUGAUCGCCUUUUGUCGUCCAUCGUGCGUCGUGCGUCGUCUGUCAACAAUUUACUUAAAAGACAUCUCCUUCUUAACCGCUGGGCCAAUAUUAAUAAAACUUCAUAGGGAUGUUCCUUGGGUGGUCUUCUAUCAAAUUUGUUCAAAGAAUUCAAUUCCAUGCAGAACUCUGGUUAAAGGAAAAACUUUAAAAAUCUUCUUCUCCUAAACCACAAGGCUUAGGCCGUUAUAUAUGGUAGGUAGGAUCACCAAAUGGUCCUCUACCUAGACUGUUCAAAUUAUGGCCCUUGGGUCAAAAUUUGCCCCGCCCCGGGGGGGGGGGGGUCAUGGGUUUUCUCUAUAUGUUUAUAGUGAAAACUUAAAAAAUCUUCUCCUCUGAACUUACUUGGCCUAGAGCUUAGAUAUUUAGCAUGAUUCAUCGUCUAGUGGACCUCUACAAAGAUUGUUCAAAUUAUGGCCCUGGGGUCAAAAUUGGCCCCGCCCCGGGGGGUCAUGGGUAUUCUCUAUAUGUUUAUAGUUAAAAUUUCAAAAAUCAUCUCCUCUGAACUUACUUGGACUAGAGCUUAGAUAUUUGGCAUGAUUCAUCGUCUAGUGGACCUCUACAAAGAUUGUUCAAAUUAUGGCCUUGGGGUCAAAAUUGGCCCCGCCCCGCCCCGGGGGGUUAGGGUAUUCUCUAUAUGUUUAUAGUUAAAACUUCAAAAAUCUUCUCCUUUGAACUUACUUGGACUAGAGCUUAGAUAUUUGGCAUGAUUCAUCGUCUAGUGGACCUCUACAAAGAUUGUUCAAAUUAUGGCCUUGGGGUCAAAAUUGGCCCCGCCCCCUUGGGGGGUCAUGGGUUUUCUCUAUAUGUUUAUAGUGAAAACUUCAAAAAUCAUCUCCUCUUAACUUACUUGGACUAGAGCUUAGAUAUUUGGCAUGAUUCAUCGUCUAGUGGACCUCUACAAAGAUUGUUCAAAUUAUGGCCCUGGGGUCAAAAUUGGCCCCGCCCCUGGGGGGUCAUGGGUUUUCUCUUAUGUGUUUAUGGUAAAAAAAAUUAAAAAUCUCCUCUGAACUUACGUUGCUUAGAGCUUAGAUAUUUGACAUGAUUCAUCGUCUAGUGGACCUCUACAAAGAUUGUUCAAAUUAUGGCCUUGGGGUCAAAAUUGGCCCCGCCCCGCCCCGGGGGGUUAGGGUAUUCUCUAUAUGUUUAUAGUUAAAACUUCAAAAAUCUUCUCCUUUGAACUUACUUGGACUAGAGCUUAGAUAUUUGGCAUGAUUCAUCGUCUAGUGGACCUCUACAAAGAUUGUUCAAAUUAUGGCCUUGGGGUCAAAAUUGGCCCCGCCCCCUUGGGGGGUCAUGGGUUUUCUCUAUAUGUUUAUAGUGAAAACUUCAAAAAUCAUCUCUUCUUAACUUACGUGGCUUAGAGCUUAGAUAUUUGGCAUGAUUCAUCGUCUAGUGAACCUCUACAAAGUUUGUUCAAAUUAUGGCCCUGGGGUCAAAAUUGGCCACACCCCGGGGCUGAUGGGUUUUUUCUAUAUGUGUUAUAGUGAAAACUUAAAAAAUCUUCUCCGAACUCACAAAGACAAGUAACGUCUUAAUUUAAACUGGAUAACAUAUUUAGUACACAUACCAAUUUUCAAUAUGGGCCACAUACAACAAUUAAUAACAAAUAUACAUAUAUAGAUACACACGUAAAAUCAAGUAGUGACAAGAGCUUAGCUAUUUGGCAUGAUAUAUCAUCUAGUUGACUUGUACCAAUAUUGUUCAAUCUUUGGCCCUGGGGUCAAAAAAAUGGCCCCACCCGGGCGGUCAUGGGUUUCCUUAUAUAUGUAUAUGAUGAAAACUUAAAAAAUCUUCUUCUCCGAAACCAAAAGGCAAAGGCCUUAGAUAUUUGGUAUGAAGCAUCGUUUAUCGGACCACUAUUAAGAUUGUUCAAACUUUAGCCCUGGGGUCAAAAUUGGCCACGCCCCGUGUUCAUAGGCUUAGGUUUUCAAUAUUUGUAUAUUAUGGAAGAAUGUGCAAUAUAUGACAGGUGAGCGAUUCAGGGCCAUUUGGCCCUCUUGUUUAAGUAGGGAUGGCUAAUAUGUAUAAGCGGCUAUAUACACAUGUAGGAGUAUGUUGCCUGUACCUUAAAACAUGUACGUGACUUCACUUCAAUGUUGAUUAGCAUGGGCUGUUGUCCACUUGUCAUUUCUAUCACAUUUCUCUUGGUCCUAAAGUAGUUUUUUGACCCUCUCCUUAAUGAAUAUUUUAUGAAAAAAAAGUGCCAUGUGCACAUGUAGCUCAAACAGUUUUGCACCUACAUGCACGAAAUUUAUCUACAUGUAUGCUAUUUUUUACAUUUCACUUGUUAAUCCACACUGAUGAUCGUGACAUUUAACGAUUCCUGAGUCAAGGCGGCAUCUGGGGGUAUACAUCACAUCACUCUAGCUCUAGUUUCUACAAAUAUUAUUACACUAUUUAUAACUAUUGAUAUAAUGUCAUAUUAUUAUUAUUAUUAGAAUUUUUAUUAAUUAACUAAAUCCUUUGUCAGGUUGUUACAUUUAAUGCAUUGUUGUACAGUUGGAAAAAUACCUCAUAUAGCUAAUGAUUUUUUGUAAUCCAAUAGCUAAGAAUAGAAAUAAAAGUAGUCAUUUGAA
Messenger RNA from Mya arenaria, 12494 nucleotides. Its product is annotated as protein mono-ADP-ribosyltransferase PARP4-like. NCBI's taxonomy places the organism in Eukaryota, Metazoa, Mollusca, Bivalvia, Myida, Myidae. The record is from RefSeq and is a predicted model, not a curated record. Gene Ontology annotation, molecular function: ATP binding; ATP-dependent protein folding chaperone; NAD+ poly-ADP-ribosyltransferase activity. The transcript has 53 exons. The coding region runs from base 139 to 7884 and encodes 2581 amino acids.